Messenger RNA from Mesorhabditis belari, 2754 nucleotides. NCBI's taxonomy places the organism in Eukaryota, Metazoa, Nematoda, Chromadorea, Rhabditida, Rhabditidae. The record is from the annotation of a GenBank genome assembly.
AUGAGAAAACUUCUGGAUGGGGACCCGAUGGAUCAAAAUUUGCAUGAGUGGGUGCCAGAAAGUGAUCUCCCAAUGGCAAUCAAGCUUUUCUCAUUGGCUUUGUUUUUCAUCCCAGGCGCAAUAAACUGCAGUACUAUUGUGAAUCGACUAAUCUCCUGUUCACAUGCGUCGACAAUUCUCACUGGACUUAUUUGCAGUCUUCCCUCAUAUGCCGAGUGUGCCCUCUUCAACCUAUUAGACAUCAACAAUUUGAGCGAGGAAACUGUGAGAGGCAAGAAUCGUUUUCAGAUGAUCGUUAGUUUGGUGACAUUGUGUCCUUCGAUGGCCGGAGUGGCUGUAGAGACGCUUUCACAAAAUCGACGCGAUGCAUUGCUGGCCGUGAAGCUAGCCGCGCUUCGGGCAAACAAUCAAGAGUUCAUCCGCUUUCUAACGUAUUGCUUAAUCGAUCGGUCUUCCCAUGUUUUCUCGGCUGUUCAUAAAACUUCUGGGCGGGCUGCUUUUGCUAGUCUUCAAGAGCGAGUAAUGAAAAUUCUUGAAGCAACUGUGGCAGAGAAGGAGUUGAAAGCGAACGAGGAAUUUGUUGAAUGCCUUGCUCUAGUUCAUCUACAAUCGAACGCUAAGCUUACGGCCGCUGAAGUGAAGUUGCUGAUAAAUUACCUAUGUUUGAAGAUUGAUGACUCAGGGCACAUCCACGCCGUUGUAUGCACUCUGUUGUCUCUUCCAGCAUUAACAUCUGCUCCACCCGGGAUGGCACCUGGAACAAGCAUUGAUCCAAAAGUUGGCGACUACUUGCAAUGGUUGAAAGCUCGUGUUACUUCGAGUCAACAUGAGAGUGCCACAUUGCCAUGUGUCUUGAUAGUAGCUCUUUACUUGUGGUCAAAUCGAGUAGAGGAAAUCAACAAAUUUCUCACGGAUAGUCUACUUUGUCGAGUAACUCUGGGCUCACGUCAUUUCACGAGUGUUCGCGCAUUGCUCCAGGUUGUUUUCCCCGAGAAAGAGUUGGCUCAAAUCUGUGCUUCAAUGCCGAUUACAUUUGGUUUGCACAAGAACGAUGACAGUCAAGGUCUGUUGCCCGUGCAUUGGAUUUGCGACUUGAUGAGCCAGAAGGUCUUCCAAAAGCAUAAUGUUGAUGUUGGAAAUUGGGUACAACGACAAAUUCAACAUUCACUUGCGCCAAUUCAUCCCCUUUUAUCUGAUGCCAUUGACAGAUUAGCCGAGUAUGCUGCCCAAGCGGAGAUCCGACAAGGAUUGGAGCGUAAAUUUUGCGAAGUGUUUAUUGGAGAUCUCAUGGAUGAAUCGAUGCUUGUAAAGAGGUUGUUGGUACUUCAAUAUUUGCUCACCUAUCGGCAACGCUUCACCGCUUCGGGAAGAAAAGAGGAUAACCCGUACAAAUCCAUCUACCAAACGAUUCCGAUUCGUUACUUGUUGAGCGUCAUUGAAGCAAAUGCGGUCGAUUUUGCGCCAAUUCGACUUUCUUUGGUCGGCUCCUCCAUUGCCCUGUUCCCCUACAUGAGACCAACGCGGAAAAGCAUAGAACUUGUUAGAAACCGACGCAGAGCUUCUACUUGUCAACUUCCAACGGGCUUUGAGAUUCAAAAGAUCCUCUGUGGUAGCGAUCGAGCGGCAGCGUUAAAAGCAGCAAAACAUCUCGAGAAUGCCAGCUUAUCCGAUUUGGUUAAACUUUUGCCCGUCAUUGUACAAGCUCUCAAAUCUGUAAUCCCACCUCUGGAAGUUUUGGAAGGAAACGAUGGCGCACCGACAACAAGCCUUGAUGAUGGAAAUUGUAACCGACUUGCGGAAACUCUUUCAAAUGUUUGGCUUGACUUGGAGGCAAUUGUGCCGAGACAAGUCAUUGAAAAGACACUAAUUGCGUUCCAAGAGACACCCUUCAUGGUCGACCAAGCUUAUGCACAGCCGUGUCUAGUCUUCGAUGUUGAUAGAAGAGUUUUUGCCUCACCUCCACACUUCAUGAUCUUUCUGCCGAUGCUUUCAUUUUUCCUCGAAGCAGGACGGGCCGAAAAGGAGAGAGCCGUUUUGAUUGCAAAUAUGAAAACGGGACAGCAGUACGAGGAUAAACAAAAGCUAUAUCAAUGUGAGGAGCGAGAGAUUCUCUUCAGCGUCCUCGAUCACACUCAAAGAGCGGCUGCGGUACAAUUAUUGAUUGAGAUUUGCGAUCAAACAAAAAACAAAUUUAUUGUGGCACCUUUUCGUUUGGAGAAGAUUCGGAUGUUGGCUUUCAACUACAUCCAUUCGAUCUUCAUUCGUGAUAUUCAAGUGAUGAAACUCGUGCUUUUUGAGACUUUUCCAUUGCACAUGCUUCGCUCAGUUAUUGAGGGGAUCCCAUCAAUGCACGUUGCCCAGAAUUUUAUACAGGAGAUGAUGGUCUUUCCGGAGAAUAAACGACGAAUAUUCACGAUUUCGUUGAUCAUCGAAGUCUUUAGAAAGUACCGCGUGAAAGCGACGCUCCCAUUGGUGACGAUGACGCUGAACGCGCUUUGCACGUUAAUUCGCUAUGUGGAUAGUCGACAAGUGUUGUGUCUAGUGAAUGGAGUGAUCGAGGAGUUGGGCGAGCUGGCAUUGACUUUUCCUCAACUUGCUGAGACCGUGAUGAACAUUUUGGGACAGGUAUCAUUGAUGGCUGAGAGUCGAUUGGCGUUUCAUUCAACGGGGGUCGUCUCGUCAAAAACGAUGGAAAGGAGUCUGGUGAAGCGAGUCAAAGUACAAGCGGAUUUGAUUGCCCAGAAAACGCUCACU